AUGGCUGAAAAUAAAACAGACGUUAAUAUAAAGCCGCCUAAGCAAUUCUUAAUAAACGCCAAUGAAGAUGUUGCUAAGGCGUGGAAGUUGUGGCUGCAGCAAUUUGAGUGGUAUGCCAUAGCUACAAACCUAGAAGAAAAAAAACCAACCGUGCAAGUGGCAGUAUUCAUGGCAUGUAUCGGACCUGACGCGGUGGUUAUAUACAAUACGUUCAAUCUUACAAGUGAUGAGCAGUUACAAUUACAAACCAUUAAAGACAAAUUUACAAAGCACUUCACUCCAAAGAUCAACGAAUCAUAUGAAAGGUAUAUAUUUAAUACCAUAAUACAAAAAGAGGGCCAACCAUUUGAUGAAUUUCUCACAGAACUUAAAAGUAAAGUGAAAAAUUGUGCAUAUGGUACUGUAGAGGACAGCCUAAUUCGUGACAGAAUUGUAGUAGGAGUAAGGAGCGACUCCCUUAGAGAGAAGUUGUUAGCUGAACAAGACCUUACACUGCAGAAAACAAUUGACCUCAGCCGCUCAGCGGAGCAAGUCAAAAUGCAAGUAAAAACUAUGAAGCAGGCUCCUACUGUAGAUGCGGUUACCUGGAACAGUAAAAACACAAAUAUUAAGAAAAAAGAAGACAACACCAAUAUGAAUAAUAAUAAGAAAAAAGAAGAUAAAAGUGAAGAGACAUUUCAUUGUGGUAGAUGUGACACUAUGCAUGGCCGGAGAAAUUGUCCUGCUUUUAAGAAAAUAUGCCUGAGAUGUAACCGAAGAAACCAUCUCACCAAAUGUUGUAAAAUAAAAACUGUGGAUUCGCUUCUCCAGAAUGAUGAAUAUGAUAGUGAAGACGGAUUCAUGGUGUCAUCAAUAGAUAAUGAUGAUGAUGUGGGUAAAGAAGACUGGUUUGAGCCAUUAACCUUACCUAAUGGAGUCACAGUGAUGUUCAAACUGGAUUCAGGCAGCCGGUGCAAUGUCAUUACCCGAGAAAUAAUGGAUAGAACAAAAUCACAUCUCAGUCCAUCGACAACCAGAUAUCUGACAUCCUAUUCAAAGCAUAAGAUGCAAGUCUUAGGCGAAGCCAAACUGAUGACUAUUAGUAAAGGACAGCAAAACUUGAUUAAAUACUAUGUUGUUAAUGAAAAUGUGUCACCAAUUCUUGGCAGGAAAACAUGUGAAAAAUUAAAUUUAGUCAAGAGAAUUGAUGCUAUUACAAUAAAUGAUGACUUGUUUGAAGGAAUUGGUUGCCUGAAACAGUACAAAUAUGAUAUCGAUUUAGUAGACAAUCCAAAGUUACCAAUAUGCCCGGCACGUAAAAUUCCCCACACCAUAAGACAAAAAGUAAAAGAUGAGUUGGAUAGCAUGGUGGAACAGAAAAUAAUUAAACCAGUGACAACGCCUACACCAGCCGUUUCACCUAUGGUUGUGGUGAAGAAAAAUGACAAAAUAAGACUGUGCCUAGAUCCCUCAGAUAUAAACAAAAAUUUAAAAAGAAGACAUUACCCACUUAAUACUCUGGAAGAAAUUGCUGCCAGAAUUCAUGGCUCGAAAUGGUUCACACUGCUAGACUGUAGAAAAGGAUUUUGGCAACUGAAAGUGACACCCCGCACAUCAGAGUAUCUCACAUUCAGUACACCAUUUGGAAGAUAUUCUUGCUUAAGAAUGCCCUUCGGGUUGGCAUCAGCUCCAGAAGUCUUCCAGCAAGUUAUGAGCUCACUCUUAGCAGACUUGGAAAAUACAGAGGUGUCAAUGGAUGAUGUACUUCUACAUGCUGCAUCUAAAGAUGAAUUAGAGAAGACUACACAUAAAGUACUGGAAAAGUUUAGAAAUGCAGGUCUUAAACUUAAUAAGGAAAAGUGCGUAUUCAGUAGACAAGAAGUCAAAUUUCUGGGCCACAUAGUAACUAGCGAAGGCUUAAAGCCCGACCCGGAAAAAAUAGAAACCAUCACAAAAAUCAAGAGACCGGAAAAUAUAAAAGAAUUGCAACGGUUUCUAGGAUUAAUUACCUACUUGUCAAAAUUCAUAAAAAAUAUGGCAGACAUUACCAGCCCCCUCAGACAAUUAUUACACAAAGAUGUAGAAUGGGUUUGGGAUCAACCACAAGAAGAGGCGUUCACCAAAUUAAAAGAGCUGUUAAAAAACCCACCUGUUCUGGGAUUUUAUGAUCCUCAAGCGCCAAUUUUGCUCUCAGUUGAUUCUAGUAGUUAUGCCUGUGGUGGUGUAAUGAUUCAAAAAGAAAAACCUAUUGCCUACUGUGCUAAAUCUUUCACUAAAACUGAGCAAGGCUACAGUCAAUUGGAAAAAGAGGCCAAUGCGAUCUUAGUGGCUUGUAAAAAAUUCCAUAACUAUAUCUGGGGCUGCAAGGACUUGACAAUAGAAUCUGAUCAUAAACCUUUGGAAACAAUUUUCAAAAAACCACUUACCAGUGCACCACCAAGACUGCAAAGAAUGUUAUACCAGAUUUUGCCAUAUAAUCCCAAGGUGACAUAUAAAAAGGGUUCGGAGAUGUAUGUAGCCGACACUUUGAGUCGAGAUUGUGAGAAGCUAACCUGCGAAGAUGUUAACUCAGAAAACUUGCAAAUAUGUGCGAUUGUGCCAUUUUCAAAAAACCGUAGAGAAGAAAUCAAACAAGAAAUUGAAAAUAGCACAUGUGCAAAAGUACAAAAAGAUAAUCCAAUGGAGCCUAUUGUUACACAAACAGCACCAGAACGCCCUUGGAGUCUCGUGGCAACGGAUUUAUUUCAUUUGAAAGGCAAAGACUAUAUAGUGAUAGCAGAUGGCUACUCAGGUUUCUUUGACCUUAAGGAACUGAAAAGAGUUACCAGCCUUGACAUAAUUGACAAUCUGAAAUCUUGGUUUGCGACAUUUGGAAUUCCAGAUAUACUAUUGACUGAUGGUGGUAAACAAUAUGACUGCCAAGAGUUUAGACAAUUCAGAAAGGAAUGGAACUUUGAACACAGAAUAUCAAGUCCACACUUUCCACGCUCCAACGGAUUAUCGGAACGCUAUGUUCAAGAAGCUAAAAACUUAAUGAAAAAAUGUAUGGAAGACAACACAGACUUACAAUUAGCGUUACUGCAUCACAGGAACACACCCAGACUAGAUCUUGGGUCACCAGCACAAAGGAUGUUUAAUAGAAGGACUAAAACCUUACUUCCUACAAACAGUAAACUCUUUAUACCAAAAAUAAUAAGAAAUGUCACUAAACAAUUACAAAAUAUUAAAGAAGGAGAAAAGAAAUAUGCAGACAGAGGAAAAAAGGUAAAUAAAGAGUUUGUGAGUAAUGAAAAUGUGAUGCUACGAAAAGGUCAUCAAAACUGGGUCCCAGCAAAAAUAGUGACAGAAGAAGGCCACCGAGCCUAUAAAGUAGAAACUGAUGAUGGUGCAAUUUAUAAAAGAAACUCCUGGCACCUAAAACCGACAGCCAAUUCUACAGAGCUGGCCACAGAAGCCCCAGAGCCAGGAACAGAAGAUCCAGACACUGUUGGACAGCCAUCAUCUAUAGACCAGUCACCAGUCCCUGUAGGGCAGCCGUCACCCAUUUCACCAGCAAAACCCACACUGACUGUGCAGAGUCCAGAACGGCCGCUGCUGACAGCUCCUCAAACUAGAAGUACUCGCAGUGGGCGGCUAGUGAUCACGCCUGCUAGAUAUCGCUGA
Messenger RNA from Cydia amplana, 3642 nucleotides. RefSeq lists its product as uncharacterized. Gene Ontology annotation, molecular function: nucleic acid binding. The transcript is spliced from 2 exons. Lineage: Eukaryota; Metazoa; Arthropoda; Insecta; Lepidoptera; Tortricidae. The record is from RefSeq and is a predicted model, not a curated record. Gene Ontology annotation, biological process: DNA integration. The coding region runs from base 1 to 3642 and encodes 1213 amino acids.